GUUCCAAAUAGAAUCUGUGUUUAUUGUUUCAUAAGUAUUUUAUUCAAAUUCAGUGAAAAUGUUGUCUCCAAAAGUGCUUUUGGUUUUCUUCUCAAUUAUUGCUUAUACUCAGAGUGAAACAGUGAACACAUGCUCAAAUAAUGGAAUCGAUUUGUGCGCUGUUCUCAGAUCUUUGGCAUCGCUGGAAGUUGAAAUUGACAUCUUAGCUUUGAUUGUGAAAAUUCAGAAUCUUCUUGGAUCGGUUGUCAGUACUAUGGUAUGCAGUCUCGGCGUCCAAGUGUGUGUGCCAUUAUGUACAGUUGUCCAAGCUUUGAUGGAACUGAGCAUUGAUGUGAACAUUAUCAAUACCAUCAUCAUUAGUGUAACAGGAGAACCACCAGCAUGCAAUAUCUAAAUACAAAGGAUUUCUAUAUUGCUCAUGGAUUUAGAACCAUAUGCACACAUGUUCCAUUAAAUGUUUUGUUAGACAAAUAAAUCUUGUUAUGAAAAUUA
Molecule: messenger RNA, 492 nt
Organism: Ctenocephalides felis (cat flea)
Lineage: Eukaryota; Metazoa; Arthropoda; Insecta; Siphonaptera; Pulicidae
Exons: 5
Coding region: 59-394 (111 amino acids)
Source: RefSeq, a predicted model, not a curated record